AUGUCAUCAUUCAAGUUGGGAUUGACAACGCUGGUGUUCGUGACAUGCACUAUACUCGGAACUCACGCUCAGGUUCCGCAACAUUUCAAUUUUUUCGAUUACGGGCAGCGGGGCCCGCUUCUUGGUAGCCAUUUCGGCCCUCCAGCAACAAACGCUACCUUUGACUAUGUGAUCGCCGGUGGUGGUAACACAGGACUGACGAUUGCGACGCGCCUGGCACAAACCGGCGCCAGCGUGGCUGUAAUCGAGGCUGGAGGGUUUUAUGAGGUUGAUAAUGGCAAUUUGUCCAUUGUUCCAGGUUAUGCAACAUUCUUCACUGGCUCAGAUCUUGACAACUAUUCUCCCCUGGUAGAUUGGGGGUUUGCCAAAACUCCGCAGCCUGAGUUAGGUAAUCGCCGGUUACACUAUGCACGUGGAAAGACAUUGGGAGGAUCGUCUGCGCGAAAUUAUAUGCUGUAUCAACGAGUUACGGUGGACAGCAUGCAACAAUGGGCGGACGAAGUGGAUGACCAAAGUUAUACCUGGGAAGCCUUUUUGCCCUAUUAUCAGAAAUCCAUAAAUUACACUCCCCCUGGUCAGAAGCUAUACACCAAUUCUUCCAACAAGCAAGAUCCCAAUGCCUUCAGCUGCACUGGCGGUCCUUUGAAGGUAUCGUUUAGCAACUUCGUUGACCCAUUUGGAACUUGGGCACAGCAGGCUUUCAUCAAGGUGAAUAUGACUGAAAUUGAAGGCUUGGAUAGCGGCAAACUACUGGGUUCGGCUUAUGCGACUUUAACCAUUGAUUCCCGUAACGCUUGGCGGGAAACUUCUGAAUCAAGUUUUCUUAUGCAUGCCUUGAAUGCUGGUCUACCUGUUACAAUCUACAAGAGCUCUCUAGCCCGAAAGAUCAUAUUCGAUAGCAACAACACUGCAACUGGCGUACAAGUGUUUGCUGCUUGUUUCUCUGGGACCCAGUCAAUGAAUUUCACACUAACUGCUAGGAAGGAGGUUAUUGUAUCUGCAGGCGUAUUUCAGUCUCCUCAGCUGCUCAUGGUAUCCGGCAUCGGCCCGUGUGAUGAAUUGGCUGACUUUGGCAUAACUUGUAUCAGUAACCUGAUAGGAGUAGGCCAAAAUAUGCAAGACCACCCGAUAUUUGGCAGCGCUCAUAGGGUCAAUGUCCACACAGCAUCUGCAAGCUUGAACAAUGCCACGCUGUCGGCACUAAGUGUUCAAUCAUAUAUCAACAACGCUACUGGUCCUCUAUCAAUCUUUGGUCCGGGCAUCUACGGUUGGGAGAAACUUCCAGAACCGUACCGGUCUCAGCUCAGCAACCAGUCUAGGGGAGUCCUCGACAUUGGUGCCUACAACGGAUACAAUCUCAAUAAAGAAACGGCUGACCCCCGUGAUGGUCACAAUUAUGCGACACUGAAUACUGCUCUAGUGGCGCCCCUUUCUCGCGGAACAGUUAAGAUACAGAGUAAUUCUAUGACUGAACCUCCAAUUAUUAAUCCCAACUGGUUGGCUGACCAGACUGACCGAGACUUGGCCAUUCAGUCGUUUAAACGGCAACGCGAGAUAUGGGAUAUCCUCGCUCAUCUCGGUUCGAACUACACCACAGAUUCUCAAAUAAAACAAAUCACCGCGGAGAGUAUGAACACCGUAUAUCAUGCGUCUGCAACCUGCAAGAUGGGAAAGAAGGGCGAUCCAAUGGCUGUUCUGGACAGUCAUGCUCGUGUCUACGGCGUUCAAAAUCUUCGAGUCGUCGACGCCAGUAGCUUCCCUUACUUACCUCCAGGUCAUCCUCAAGCAUUAGUAUACGCUUUGGCAGAGAAGGUCGCGGAUCUGAUCAGAGCACAGUAUCUGCACUUCUCCGCCGCAUUUUAA
Molecule: messenger RNA, 1863 nt
Organism: Talaromyces stipitatus ATCC 10500
Lineage: Eukaryota; Fungi; Ascomycota; Eurotiomycetes; Eurotiales; Trichocomaceae
Product: GMC oxidoreductase, putative
Exons: 3
Coding region: 1-1863 (620 amino acids)
Biological process (GO): secondary metabolite biosynthetic process
Molecular function (GO): flavin adenine dinucleotide binding; oxidoreductase activity, acting on CH-OH group of donors
Source: RefSeq, a predicted model, not a curated record